This is a messenger RNA of Colletotrichum karsti, 591 nucleotides long. RefSeq lists its product as uncharacterized. The transcript is spliced from 2 exons. Gene Ontology annotation, cellular component: TRC complex. Gene Ontology annotation, biological process: post-translational protein targeting to endoplasmic reticulum membrane. The record is from RefSeq and is a predicted model, not a curated record. Lineage: Eukaryota; Fungi; Ascomycota; Sordariomycetes; Glomerellales; Glomerellaceae. The coding region runs from base 1 to 591 and encodes 196 amino acids.
AUGUCGCAGAAGGUCUAUACCCGCCGCAACCCCGCAGGCUACGGCUUGGAGAAAUCCCUCGAGGCCAUCCGAAACCCCGCCGCUCCCGUUCCGAUCCCCACGCCGACCUCCGAUGUCGAAGCCCUCAAGCAAGACGGCGACUCAUUCACCUUUGACCGCUUCACCGCCGAGGAUGCCAACGAGCUCGGCCACCUCCUCUACGCCCGCCUCCUCCCCUUCGCCGCCGCCGGCAAGCCCACCGUAGUCUCCAUCGCCCUCGCCAACAGCGAACAGAUCCUCUUCCAGACCGCCGUCGGCUCCGGCACCCUCCCGGACAACGCGACGUGGGUGCAGCGCAAGCGCAACAGCGUCCUCCGCUGGGGCGCCAGCACCUGGCUCCUGCACAACAAGUUCGCCGGCAACGAGACCGAGUUCGCGGCGCUCUUCUGCAUGAGCACCGAGCAGGCCAACAAGUACGCCAUCCACGGCGGCGGCGUGCCCAUCCGCGUGCAGGGCGUCGAGGGCGUCGUUGCUGUGGUCGUCGUCAGCGGCUUGAAGCAGGACCAGGACCACGGUGUGAUUAUGGAUGUUAUCAAGACAAACUGGCAGUGA